This is a messenger RNA of Cyphomyrmex costatus, 1015 nucleotides long. RefSeq names its product SMC5-SMC6 complex kleisin component Non-SMC element 1 (gene Nse4). Gene Ontology annotation, cellular component: Smc5-Smc6 complex; nucleus. NCBI's taxonomy places the organism in Eukaryota, Metazoa, Arthropoda, Insecta, Hymenoptera, Formicidae. The transcript is spliced from 8 exons. Gene Ontology annotation, biological process: DNA repair. The record is from RefSeq and is a predicted model, not a curated record. Bases 73 to 996 code for a protein of 307 amino acids.
GCUGAACGUGAGGUUCUUUUGUUUGAAGUUGUGUGUCCAGAGAAGUACAGAAACUCUAAAUAUUUCAUCAAAAUGUUUAAUGGCACAAAUUCAAUGGAUUCAUUAAAUUCCAUCAAUACAAGAUCUUCCAGGGAACGUAAAAAUUGCUUAAAGCAUGCCUUGGAACGAACAUCAAUUUUACAAGAGGUAAUCAACGAUUCCACAAUAAAUAAACUGGAUGAAGCCAUAAACUUAGUUGAUGAUGUUACUUAUGCAACGAGUAUACAAGAAAAAGUUUCCAAUCAACAGGAAGUUCUUAUUGAUUCACAAAUGAUGACAUCAUCAUCUAAAGUUCUAAAAACCUGUAGUAUCUCAUUGACGAAAAGAAUGCGUGACUAUGAUCAUAUCAAUUUUUCACAAAAAUUGGUAAAAUAUUUGCAAGAAGCAUCAAAUGAUGAUUCACAGUCUCCAAACUGGUCACUUUUAGAAAGACGAGUGACAAAAUUGUUCAAAAGGGUUGCUAAUAGUAGCACACUAUUAGGUACAUUGGAUCCUCUUGAGAAGAAGACAAUAAUUAGGAAGAAACCGGAACAGAAAGUAGCACAAUUUGCAGUGACUGUACCUGAUAAAUUGGUGCCAAGUGGAAACACGAAGGAUGAAGACAGUGUGGAACGUACUGUAAGGAAGAUUAAAAAAUUAAUUACAUGUUAUUGUAAGGAAGCGGGGAAACCACUCGAUUUCUUUCAACUGAUUUUGCAUCCUGAUGAUUUUGGAAGAACUAUUAGAAAUAUGUUAUACAUAUCGUUUCUCAUAAAAGAUGGAGUAGUGAAAUUGAAAAAAGAUGAAAGAAGUCUUGUUGUGGAACCAUGUCGCAAGGAAGUAAAUUCACAAGAAAAACGAUCUAGCAAUAAAACAGGCAUUCAGAAUGUCAUCUCAUUAAAUAUGGAACAAUGGAGAAUAUUGAAAAAGGCAUAUAGAUUGGAACAACCGAUGAUUAAUUUUGACGAAGAAAAAUAAUUAUGAUUAGGAAUAUGCU